AAUGAUUUAUUCUGACAUUAUGUCACCGACAACAGGAUCGAACGGUUUAACGCGCGCUGGUUCUUAUAUCGGCCACCAUGGUUCGGCGGCCAGAAUACAGAACCGCGGCGACGGGCACGCGCCGAUGCCCCUAUCCCAUUCUACUGGAAUAUUAUUAACUUCUGAAAAUAUAAACACAAAAAUAUUGAAAAGAUCGCGAACAACAAAUGGUUUCUUCGUUGACUUUGAUUCGGAACUGAAACACAGAAUGGAGUUUUUUCAUAAAGAGGAAUGUUUUUAUACCCAUGAAAUGUAUGUAAAAGCCGGAAAAAUUUACGACGCUUUGAAACAUGAAAGUGAGGAGGUUUUAAUUGCCAAAAAGAGAGAUAAUUCUAAUUCCAACGAUGCCUUGAAUCAGUUAGCACAGUUGGAUUUUGAAAAUGAUAAUGAAAAACGUCUCACAUUUGAAUUGUCGUUUUCAACGUUAAAAUAUCAGAAUUUGUUUGAAGAGAUAAUUGAUGAAUGUUCUUUCUAUAAUCUCUAUCCUGAGCUACGGGAAGACGAGGGUCUGGUAAUGGUGACCCUGUGUGAGUUUCAGGAGAGGAAGUUCCAAUAUAGAUCACCUCAUCCUGGUGAAAUUCAGAAUCCGUUAGUGCAGCAAGUAGAACGAGCAAUUAUGGACACUAAAACAAAGCUAAAUGCCGCUUUAGCACGUCACAGAAUAAAAGCCAGUGCACGUUCUCUGGAGUUCCUUUUGCCAGACAAUGUUAGAAAAAAUGAUGCAGUCAAAGAGAAGAUGCCAGCAUAUUUUUGGGUGAACCAAAUCAAAUCAAGUAUGGAUGAAGUGAUGGAAGUUUUAAAGAAUGACGGAUAUAGAUGUAUACCAAAUGUUAUUGAUGGUGCACAUGAUGAAGAUAAAGUAUUUAGUGUUGAUCAUCAUUGUCCAGACUUACUCGUCUUUUCUUCUCACUGGAUAAGAGAUCUGCAAAAGAAUUAUCUUAUUACAGAAGGUCACCUAGUCAGACAGGACAAAUCUAGCUGUUUGGCACCACAUUCUGUUAAAUAUCUUCUUAACGACGAUGAUGACGUCAUACACGUCAACGCAGGUUCCGGCCUCACUUCCGCCCAUAUUGCUAGUCUAUUGAAACAAUCAAAGAGCCAUAUCUGGACGUUCGGUGCUACAAGUGAUUCAGAAGCCUAUAACAUACACAAGAACAUUGAAAGACUGGAAGUUGGUAAACAAGUUAGAGUUGUCUCUGAACCAUUUCUAGACGUAGAACCAGACGACUCGCGUUUUAAAACAGCACGUGUUGUCUUGGUAACUGCUUUUUGUAGUAAAUCAGCAGUCACAAAUCCUGUAGAAUUUGUUGUUAGCGAAGGAGAAGAUAUGACCAUAUUAAAAGAUUUAUCUGUUGGUGAAAUGGAUGCAACUAGAAUUGGUGAAUUGAUGCAUCAACAUACACUCAUAUUACGUCAUGCCAUGAAAUUUUCUAAGGUGCAAGCCGUGGUUUACAUGACACGAAGUGUACAUGAAGCUGAGAAUGAGAACGUGGUACAGAAAACAGUUGAAUAUGUUAAUAUGAUACAGCAGAGACGAAUGCCUUAUAGACUUGUACCUCCAGUCUUACCGUUUAGUGCUGAUGAAAUAGAGAAUAAUAAUGGUAUAUGUGGUAAAUACAUGAAGUAUUCACCAUCCAGUUUUAUGAAUGGUUGUUUUGUUGCUGUUAUAACAAGAGAGCCAGAAGAAUUGAAAGAGACGGCGAAAGAUGUGAUAGCUCGCGCUGCUGCCAAAGGACUACUUGGAAAUAAGUCGUCUAAAAUAAAAAAUCAUGAUGGACAAAAUGGAGACGGUACUGAGUGUGUCGUUAACGGUGGACACCCAGAAGAAAAACUUUUACGUAAACGCUCUCGUAAAGGGUCUAAGCGGAUGAGAGGAAGUGUCAGCUUGCCCGUGAAUAAUGCAUUAAAGCCUCUCGCUAGUAGUCCAAUACAGCUUUAUGUUAAAAGAUCGCCUACACGGGUCAAUGCCUUCGUCUCACCAACCCGUUCAACAGAUAGACUUCACUCAUCGAUAUCCCGAACAUCAUCAAAACAGUCCACUGCCGAGAAAAACAAAGGUCCGGAACAUGUACGUGUGGUUAGACAUCCGGCACCCUUUAGGUGAUGUUACACGGCAUGUUUUACAAUCACAGCGCAUGCUUAAACUUAAACCACACUUGUUACAAAAUAUAAAACACUUUAAAGACAAUAAUAAAUGUCCGGCAUGGUUGUCGAGUCGCAUUAUUUUAGUGGAAUAUGGAUCGUAUAUUUUAAUGCUAAUGCUAACACGCAUUUCUACUUUCAUUUUAUAUAGACAUUUAACUACUAGUAUUUUUACACACAUUUUAUAUUAUUUAAAUCAGAGCGGAUACCAUAAAAAGUAAAACUCGUAAUUAUAAUCAGAUUUAAAACCUUGAAAAAAAUCUAUAUUUUACACACAUUUUCUAAUUUUUCUAAACAUUCCGGGAUUCGCUUUUCUACUAUUAUUACAUACAGUUUUUAUUAUUUAAAUCAGAACGGAUACUAUAAAAAAGUAAAAUUCGUAAUUAUUAUCAGAUUUAAAACUAUGAAAAAAACUGUAUUUUAAUCACAUUUUCUAAUCUUUCUAAACAUUCCUAGAAUCGAUGUAAGUGAACUAUUAAUCACUCCUGGUUAGGCUUAGAUUGUUAAAGAUACGCCAAAAUUUCCCCGAGUAAACUAUGUAUUCUUCCAGGACAACAAAUGGGAUAAAAAAAAAGUAGUAACUUAGCUCUUGAUUUUCUUUCUUUAAAUCUUUACCCGCCAGCAUUACAACAAAGAUCUGUGAUAUAUCAUUUUUUACAAAUAAAUGUGCAUGAAGAUUUUGCUCAGCAAAAACAUAUAUAUAUAAUUUGUCUUUUUAGAAAUCACUUUUGUAUGUGGAUUUUGUGAAUGGCAAUGUUUGUAUGAAUUGAAAUACAAUAUGUGUGUGUAUAGUCUGGUUUUAGGAUUAUUUAUUGUAUGUUUUUAGGGCUAUGUGGUAUUUAAUAAAUUGUUAACUGUC
Messenger RNA from Patella vulgata (common limpet), 3040 nucleotides. Its product is annotated as putative methyltransferase NSUN7. Gene Ontology annotation, molecular function: methyltransferase activity. The record is from RefSeq and is a predicted model, not a curated record. The transcript is spliced from 9 exons. Lineage: Eukaryota; Metazoa; Mollusca; Gastropoda; Patellidae. The coding region runs from base 2 to 2143 and encodes 713 amino acids.